CAGAUAAUGCUUGAGAUAUUGAAGUUGUGUUUUUAAUUUGCUCAUUGUCAGUGUUAACUAUUCUUAAUUUAUUAAUAACGUAUUAAUAAUGUGCACAGAGCGCACUAAAUUAUUAGCUGCUUGGGAGUUCAAACAGUCACAGCAGGAUUUGAGUGCAUUGGACGAAGAUUGGCUUUCUACUUUAUCACUUGAUGACCUACGACCGUACAGAAUUGAUAGAUUUUGGCGGCAAACUCGUAUAUUGGUCGCAUUUUUAUUAUGCUGCUUGUUUGGCGCUCUUUUAACAGCAGCAUGCAUAAGGGUCACCAUGACCGAAUUGACCUGCUUAUCGAAAUAUUUAAAUUCUACGCAACAUUCAUUCGGACCAAGUUCAUCUAAUGCAAAUUUAACAAAGAUCAUAAGUAAUUUAUAUGUUAUAUGA
Ctenocephalides felis (cat flea) is the source of this 421-nucleotide messenger RNA. RefSeq lists its product as uncharacterized. The coding region runs from base 89 to 421 and encodes 110 amino acids. The transcript is spliced from 2 exons. NCBI's taxonomy places the organism in Eukaryota, Metazoa, Arthropoda, Insecta, Siphonaptera, Pulicidae. The record is from RefSeq and is a predicted model, not a curated record.